Girardinichthys multiradiatus is the source of this 3446-nucleotide messenger RNA. RefSeq lists its product as uncharacterized. The record is from RefSeq and is a predicted model, not a curated record. Bases 70 to 2274 code for a protein of 734 amino acids. NCBI's taxonomy places the organism in Eukaryota, Metazoa, Chordata, Actinopteri, Cyprinodontiformes, Goodeidae. The transcript is spliced from 20 exons.
CAGCAGUUCUUCAGAGGAGUCGGGUUCUGCAGCAACAUUACUCACUUGAUCUUCUGAAAGAAUUAAGGCAUGGCUGACCAUGAUGAUGAAGGAAGAGAUGCAGGGGACACCUGCAAACGUCUUUGUUCUGAUACAAAUCAAAGAGACAACAUGCUCACACUUGACUGUCUGAUUCCCAGACCGGACCACUGUGACCUUCUCCUAGAUGCUAUUGAUCAACAGCUUGAUCAGCUGCAGGUCAAGUCUCCAAAACCAAAGCAUCAUGUGGUUUGCAAGACACAAAAUGCCAAAAACGCAGCAAAUACACAGAUCUUCUGUGAUGUUUCUGUUACUCACAAGGAAAUCAAACGUGGUCUGGAUAUGAUCCUCAGGGGCAAAGAGGAAACCGAACCUUACAGGGAUCAGGUCAUCUGGAGACUCGAGAGGCUUCUUGGAGAGGCUUGUAAAGAAGGGAAGAUUGCUGGAGAGGCAAGGCCUCUUUCAGACAGUAUCUGCACUGAAGACUUUGUAAAAUGCUUCACAGAGGAGAUGGUUGACUUGUCUCCAUUUAAAAAUAUGGAUCAAUUAAAUAUUGAGGACAUGUCUGAGAGGACAGAAAUCUCAGACCGUGACACUAAUCAAAAUUGGCAAAGUUCUGAGAGAAGAGGGUCAGAAACAAGUGACACAGUGAUGUCUCACCGGUUUCAGUCAAACAAAUCUGAUCCAAGAAAGGAAGAUAGAACAUUCCUUUUUGACAGCUGUGGAGAAAAUGUAUCACAAGAUCAUGAGAAUGCAGGAGCUGGAGUGAGAAACAAGACACCACAGAGGCCUGGAGACCGCGGCAGUGGAGUUGCAGCAUGGAGUUUUGACAGCAUGUCCCCUGACAGAGAUCUUGUAACAGACGGCAAUGAACAACUCAGGCAGCAGGUCAGGUGGACAGGACGUUGCUCCUUCGUUACGGAUGCGGAUGAUCUGAACAACAGCCGUAUGGACCACAGUGACAAUGACACAGCAGCAGAAGAAGACAGUGAAGCUCAAUUGACAGCAGUGAGGAGAUUCUUUGAUGGACGCACACAGAAGAAAUGUUUUUCUGUCUUCUCUAACAAUAACAGGCAAAUAAACAACAGGCUGUUGUUUUCUUUGAGUGAUAAUAAACACAGCAAUAAAGAUAUUAACCACUGCAUCAGGACGUCCAGCCCUGGGAAGACAUCAGAGACGUGGCUGUCAGAUUGCACCAUGAAAGAGGAAGUCUUUGACCUCCAACAUAAAUGUGAGAAAGAGGAAAAGAAACUCAGAUUAAGGUGGAUUCAGCUAAAAGAUGUUGAACUCUGUCUCUCUGAACUUCGACAGAAAAAAAAGCAAGCUAUUCAGAGGUUAGAACAGCUGUCUGCAGACACGGCACAGAUGCUGAAGGAGAAGAGAACUUUGGAGUUUGCCCUGAGACGCAGCAGGUUCCAGCUACAGCAGCUGCAGAGGCAGAGAGAGUCAUGUCUGGAAAAUAGGUUCUGCUGGAACAGGAGCUGUGUUAAAAUGUCAGUGCUGGAGCGCGACGAGAUGGAUGGACAGCUGGACUGGGCCAAAACAGAACUCUUUGCUGAGCGGUGUCGUUCAAGAGAAAAAAUCGAGUCCUUGCAAGAGCAGCUGGAGGAGGUUCAUGAGGCGCUUCACAUGGCCACAGAGGCAGUGAGCUCACUUCUAAACAGAUGUGCAUGUCUGCAAAAACAGAUGGAGAAAAGGCAUCAUUCUGAGGAGUCCCUUGAUGUUCAAGUGAGCAAGCCACAGCAUGAACUGGAAGAAUGUCGGAUCGGGGUGGGAACACAGGACAAAAUGUUGGCACAGAAAGAGCUGCAGCUGGCGGGUUUACAGGAGAAAUGUGAGACUCUACAAACAGAAAGGGACAACCUGAAGAGGAAGCUGCAGCACCUUAAAAGCCAGCACUGCAGAGAGCUGGAAGAAGCACAGGAGAAAGCUCAUGCAGUGAUGCAGCAACAGCUGAGCAUCCAAAGGCAACAGAUUGAGGACGAGAAGGAUCAAGCUUUGAAUUCUAUAAGGACAUGUCUUAUUCAGGAGCACACAGAGGAGUUGUGCAGUCUGAAAUGUGUUCAUUGGACUGAGGGAGGAACAGCAACAUCUCUCUGCAGGCAGCGGAAGGCCAGAGACUUGGAGCUGAGGCGGCUUCAGAUGAGCAUGGCAUUGGAAGGUCACGCAAGUGAAAACAGUUUCUGUCAUCAAACGUUUGCCAUCCCGCAGGUGCAAGACAAAGCUGAUAAGGUGCAGGAGUGCAUCCACGAUUAAAGAAGCUAGUCCUAACAGAAACAUAAUGCAGGGUGCAAAGGAAUCUCAAGAAGCAGUUUGCUCUCACUUGCAUCAUGCAGUGGUGUGUGCUGCUGCACACAUCCCCUCUGACGUCUCUGUGUUUAAGCUUCUUUAGUACCUGCAGAGCACAGUGAAGCAGCUCCAGGCAGGACAUCAGACCUUCCCAGACACACUCAUCUUUGACAUAUUAGGAUCCUCUCAGACAACAGCGGAUAGGAACUUUUGAAGAUCUUUGACUUUUUAGUAUAAUCACAGGCUGUGCAGUGGCAUGCAAAAGUAUUAACACCCCUUGGACUUUCCCACCUUUGUUAGUUUAAAGACACAUACUCCUUUGGGGUCUACUGUGGCUUAAAGGGUAAAGUAGUCUUCUUGCAAUGCAAAAGUUGUUGGUUCGACCUACAUGUUGAUAUGCCCCUGGGCAAGGCACUUCACCCCAAGGUGAUGAGACUAUCUUACAAUAACAGAAUGUAUUCAGUCAGAGGCUUCUUCAGAUGUGCUGUAAGACAGACCGCUACAGGAGAUCCUUCCUCCCUACAGCCAUUAGCAUCUACAGCUGCUGUUUGAAGAAACCGGCAUAAUGAGCUACAACAACAUUUAAUUUCCCUUUGGGAUUCAUAAAGUAUUUUUGAAUUGAAUUUGAAUUGAAGUUACCUGCGGAUGUGUAUGGGUUCAUGAGUGCGAAUGGGUUGAAUGUGGCUCCUAUAACCAGGUCUAGUCUAAAGUGCUUUUAGUUGUCAGUCUGGAUUCGUAUUCAGGUACCACAACACUUUUAUGAUCUUUAGUGUAUAUUAAAACCAUCUUGUGGCAGUGAUUAUGAUCCACUAACUGUUACAUCUGCAUGUGAUAGAGGAAUGCCAGAGCAGGUCACAGUGACACAAGGCAGCAUGCGGGCACUGAGGUCACAUUCACGUGUGCUUAGGAAGUGAGAUAUUUUAUGGCCUGUCAGUAGAGUGAACUGUGAAUGAGUGGUGAACUGUAAUGAAAAUCAUAUGACUUUUGUUAAAUAACCUAACAAAACUGUCAUGUAUUUGAGUAAUGAUUUAUUACAUAUGCAGGUUGCUUUAAUGGCCUUCAGUUUGUCUGCAUGGUUUGUUUGGUGUCUCUUAUCUUCUUUUUGAAAAUACUCCAUAGAUUAAAACAUUGCAAAACCA